AGUCGCGGGAAACAGCUAGUUAUUCAUAAAACUACAAGACGGACGUUGAAUGAAAAUGUCAUCAUCAAAAUUAUCUAAUUUCAAAAACGUAUGCCGAUUGCGUAAACCAUUAAAAUAUGUUUUAUUCUAGUACUCGUAAUAAAAAUAAUAUAAAAUCAAUUUUAUAACUGCACCAAUUUCAUGUAACGGUGAAUUGGUUUCUUUCAAAUAUGCUGAAUAGAAUGAGAAAAUGGUGCUUGGUUUUAAAAAUAUGUGUAUUUUUUACUUUUGUCACCGAAAUUGCUGGAAACAGUCGGAAAUAUGACGUCGAAAAUGAAGCAAUGAAAUUGUAUAGCGAAGAUUUUAAAUCCGUUUUGAGGCGAUUCAGGAGAACUCCAGACUAUCUGAAAAUAUUGUCUGAUAAGAUGGAUGACAUGAUGAUAUAUUACGAGGAAAUGAGCCUUCAGGUCUUGCACUACUAUCACACGAAAAUGGUCCAAAGAAUUGCAGACUUGGUUGGGGUUGCCCGGACUAAUGCCGAGGAACCCACCGGGCCAACCACCGUCCGUGUGUAAGUUUGACCAAAAUUAAAAUUCUUUUUUAAUGCUCGUUCAACAUUCUUAA
Messenger RNA from Trichoplusia ni (cabbage looper), 603 nucleotides. RefSeq lists its product as uncharacterized. The transcript is spliced from 3 exons. The record is from RefSeq and is a predicted model, not a curated record. NCBI's taxonomy places the organism in Eukaryota, Metazoa, Arthropoda, Insecta, Lepidoptera, Noctuidae. The coding region runs from base 210 to 554 and encodes 114 amino acids.